This is a messenger RNA of Durusdinium trenchii, 1702 nucleotides long. NCBI's taxonomy places the organism in Eukaryota, Dinophyceae, Suessiales, Symbiodiniaceae. The record is from the annotation of a GenBank genome assembly.
GGGGCACCCAGUAGAAUCCGUAGCUUUCACUUUGCAUGCCACUUUAAAAGGUCCUGGCUAAUGUUCGCUAUGAUGGAAAACAGUGCUGGCAAACAUUUGAGCAGCUUUUGUCUGGGCCACCUGAAACUCUCACUCUGAUUAUGAUAGCUUUCAUCACCCUGGAAUUCGGUUUGCAUCCAACCGCUAUGAAACCGGGUCCUGUCCUCUUGACGUCCAAGCAAAUUGCAGUGACCUCGUCCAAGUGAAGUAGCCACGUAAACCAAAGAAAACGGCAGAGGCGGCAGAGGUUGUUCUAUUUUUGUAGACACCACCAUUGCUGUAAUUCAGCGGGAUUUCUCGGCUUGGGUCCCGAGCUGUAGAUUAAGAAGAUUGGAGCAGCUUGGAUCCUCAUUCCAAAAUAGAGAAGGACUCAGACAAGAGAGGUGGGGUCAACUCAAAUUUUGUCAUACUCUUUGGGAAUCACAGUUUAGGAGCUUUGGGUUCCAGAUUCCAGUAUGACAUGUGACGCAAUAGAGGCACCGGAGGCAAGCUGGACUUGGCAGCCUGAGCUCCGCUCGAAUGGCUCUGGCUCAGUGGCUCAGUGCUGCAAAACCCGGUGAGGCCAUGGUGAGGCAACCAGUCCCUGAGUCCCAUGUACGACCCUGAUUUUGAUUGGGAGGAACUGGACGAGCUGUUGACGACAGACCGAUGUAGAAGGGUCACAUGCUGGCAAGCGCAUGAUGCCCAGGUGAAUGUGAUCCGCAUGGCUUGCGCCAAUGACUCACAUGAAGUUUACACUGGAUGUUGGGAUUCGGCUUUGCUUCGUCACUGGGCAGAGCCUGGGUACGAGGCACCCUCCCAGCUCAAAGAACUUCAUGUGGGCGGCUUUUUGAACGAUUUUUUAGAGAUCUCUGAGCAUUGGCUGCUGGUCGCCGUCUCUGCCGGCCUCAUCCCAACCCCAGGCGAAUCCCUGAAAGUCUAUGACCUCACUCCCACAGCCGGCCUUCAGCCUGUGCAGCGCUGCUUCUUCCACACGCGUGGGUGCCGAGCUCUGACUUCGGGACCAAGCUUGGUGGCAUCCAUCUCGAAGGACGCUUUGGCGAUCUUUGCGCCGGAAGAUCUGCGUGGAGACGCGGAGAUCUGCGUCAGAUGUUUGGCGCCGAACCCCCACGGCUUGCAGGAGGUGACCUCUUUGUGCUGGGGAAAAUUCCUUUACAGUGGUGGAACGGGUGGUGCACUGAAGCUUUGGCAGUUGGGAUCAAGCUCGUGUGACUCCGUUUGGUCCACAACGGUCAGUGCAGGCUCUUGGGUUCGACAAAUCAUUGACUGCGAAGAGUACACUAUUGUGUGUCAUUCGGAUGGUGUUUCUUGGGUUGACAGUCGUGCUGGAGCUGUGGUUGGGAAGUUGGAGUGUGAUGCCCAAGCAAAUGCUGCUUGUCUAGUUGGAGAGAACAAGCUUCUGGUAGGAUUGGGUUGUCAGCUUGCAUUUGUGGAUCUGCGUUUUUGUGACCAAACGAAGCAAGACGUCGUCAUGGAUCUCAACUCUGUUGUGGCCAGUUUGGACUCUGGUGUUGCUGGACCAGUUGUGAACCUACUCGCUGGACUUAAGAAUGGAAUGGUUGAAACCCUUGAUGUAAGAACAUAAAAGAGAACUGUCAGAAGAUGAGCUCCACUUCGAAGCCAGUCCGAUGCUGCAAAAACCAUUUCUUUCGCGGAGGAGUUG